CGGAUGUAAACAAACAUAGAAAUACCAGUGCUGCAGUUAAAGGUCGUUGGAUGGAUCAGAUGCCCACUAGUCACUCGUUUCCCAAUAGACCCACUCAACUAAAGAGACUAAUUAAAUGACAAAGCAUUUUUCUGGAAAUCAAAAGACCGUUAUUCGAUCUCUUCUUCAGCCCAAGGCUUUCUUCAGUCUUCAUCUCACGUCCUGGCUUGUAACGUCUUAUCUUAGAUAUCUCAAUCUGUAGUCAAGUAUUUUCCAUUCACGGUCACGUAGUGAAAGAGACUAGUUUUUACAAUGUAUUUUAGCGGACUUUUUAAAAAAUUCAACCGUGGAAUCAUUAGGCAUUAUUACAGCUAUGCAGCUGAACCUUUUCAUCCAUUGCCACGAACACCAAUCACUCUGACUGCAGAGGAGGCCAUUAAAGUUGUCAAGUCAGGUGAUACGGUUUUUGUUCAUAGUGCAGCAGCAACACCGACAAAGCUUCUAGCUGCACUAGCCAAUCAUGGAAAAGAGAGUAGACUGGAAAAGGUCACUGUUUGUCACAUCCAUAUUGAAGGACCAAUGGAAUACUUGAAACCAGAGUAUAGUGGAAUAUUUCGGGAUAAUUCAUUCUUCAUUGGAUCUAAUGCCAGGGAAGCAGUCAACAGCGGUAGAGCUGAUUUCGUCCCAAUAUUUCUCUCUGAAAUACCUCUCUUGUUUCAUCGGAAAAUCAUCCAGCUAGAUGUGGCUCUCAUCAAUGUGUCUCCACCUGAUCAACAUGGAUUUUGCAGCUUUGGCCCUAGUGUGGACGUUACGCGUUCAGCCGUUAAGAAUGCCAAGUAUAUCAUAGGCCAGGUGAAUCCUAAAAUCCCAAGAACCUUUGGAGACGGAACGAUUCACGUUUCUCAUUUGGACUGCAUUGUCAACGUGGACGAAGAGCUGCCGAUGAGAUAUCCGGCUAAAAGCAGCCCUAUUGAGAUCGCCAUAGGCCGGCUAAUUGCCGACAACUUGGUCGAAAAUGGGGCCACUUUACAAAUGGGUAUCGGGAACAUUCCUGACGCUGUGCUUUCGUCAUUGAAGAGUCACACCGACCUUGGAAUUCAUUCUGAAAUGUUUAGCGAUGGAGUGGUGGAUUUGGUUGAAGCUGGUUGCAUAACCAAUAGCCAAAAGAAAAUAUUGCCAGGCAAAAUUGUCGGUAGCUUUUGUUUGGGAUCCCGGCGACUUUAUGAUUUCCUUGACAAUAACCCAUUCAUUGUCAUGGGUGAUGUUCAGUGGGUUAACUCAUCUUCAUUGAUUGCGCAAAACCCCAAAGUGACGGCCAUUAAUUCGUGCAUUGAAAUAGAUUUAACUGGUCAAGUUGUAAGCGACUCUAUAGGCACCAGAAUGUAUUCUGGUGUCGGCGGACAGGUAGAUUUCCUACGUGGAGCGGGACUUUGUCCCGACGGUGGCAAACCAAUUCUAGCUUUGCCAUCUAGCACGAAAAAGGGCGAGUCAAAAGUUGUACCCUACUUGAAACAAGGUGCUGGGAUUGUUACAACACGUGCCCACGUCCACUAUGUGGUAACCGAAUACGGUUAUACAAACUUGUUCGGUAAAAAUCUGCGCCAGCGCGCAUUUGAACUCAUCCGAAUCGCCCAUCCAGAUCAUCGAGAAGAACUUGAAAAAGCUGCUUUCGAUCGCUUGGGCUGUAUGCCCUCUCCUUGAAAUUAACUAGCGGUUAUUUCAAAAGCAAAUAUUUAACGAAUGCUGUGAUUGUCAUUAUAUCUAUUAUCAAUAUUACAACUACAGUAUUAUCUUUUUUCUGCACCUUAAAAAUUCUGCACCCUCCUUUUUAUCCUUUAGUCUAAUUGGUGUGAUUUUAAAAUUUUCGCUCUUUAGAGUCCAAGACUCCUAGAGAUGUUUUAUCUUUGUUUGUUUGUUUGAUCUCUCAAAAUUAAUAGACUGUUCUGAAAAUUG
Messenger RNA from Daphnia pulex (common water flea), 1932 nucleotides. RefSeq names its product 4-hydroxybutyrate coenzyme A transferase-like. The transcript has 9 exons. The record is from RefSeq and is a predicted model, not a curated record. NCBI's taxonomy places the organism in Eukaryota, Metazoa, Arthropoda, Branchiopoda, Diplostraca, Daphniidae. Gene Ontology annotation, molecular function: acetate CoA-transferase activity. Gene Ontology annotation, cellular component: mitochondrion. Gene Ontology annotation, biological process: acetate metabolic process. The coding region runs from base 292 to 1680 and encodes 462 amino acids.